Messenger RNA from Paramecium primaurelia, 1965 nucleotides. Lineage: Eukaryota; Ciliophora; Oligohymenophorea; Peniculida; Parameciidae. The record is from the annotation of a GenBank genome assembly.
UAUGUUUCUGUGGCCAGAAGGAUAUAAUCGACAACCAUAAAAUCCACUUAAAUAACUGAUUGAGAAGACUGAAGGAGAUAUUCUGCUUUUGCUUGAAGCAGAGUUAUUUGUAAAACAAGCAAGAUUGGGAGACACAUUAGCUGUAGAAACUCUGGUCUAAGGCACUGUUGGUUUGCUAGAAGUUAUGUUUAUGGACUAUAAACAUGUUUUAAGUGUACAUUUUGAACAAUUAACCAACUAAUAUACUAUCAUGUGGGAAUUAAUAGAUCUCAAACUUGAGAAGGUAUAUGCUCAAAUUCUGGUACUAUUUCUAUAUUUUAAAUUAGACUCAUUGGGAAUUAGUGUUCUAAUUGCUAAAUAAUGAAUAAACAGUAGAAAUAUAAUGGUAUUUUGCUUUGCGCAUAAUAUAAUUAGUAAGUUAAGAAAAGUCUACUCUCCUUGAUAAUCAUUAGGAUAAGUUAAUUAAAUUGUAUCAUCAUCUUGAAUACACUUAUGUUGCUUAACUCAUUAUCGAAAUGAUGAGUACUAAUAUGAAUUAAUACUAACAGCAAUUCAUAAGUAAGGGUAUUUAAGAAUUCGAUUAAUUAACGGAAUUGCAAGCUAUAAAUUUUACUUAAGUUAUACAUGAACUCUUUACAAAAGUCAAGAAUAAAGACUUGAUAGAUUACAUAAUAACCAGUCAAAUUUUAACUAAAAUGUUUGAAGUUAUAUAAUAAACGAAUAAAAUGUAAGUUUCGUUUAUUUAUACAUUAGAGUUACCAAAAAUGCUGCUCACAUCAUUUCUAUAAUUUCUAAUUAUUACUCUAGUGAAUUAUAAAAUUUAGAUUUAGAGGAAGAAGAGUCAGAACAGAUUACUUCUUAGUUUCAUUCAACAAUGUUUUACCAAAUUAUCAAAACAAAUUUACAUUUAGUAAAUAAUAUAAUAAAAGAUCAUUGUGAUAACAAUAAAAAAAUUAGUCAAUUAAUUAUAAAAUUAAUAGAAGUAAAUAUUAAAAAAAUAUUCAAUAGAUUGUUGAUAACUUAGUUAGAAUUACAGAUGUCUCUCUUUGGGAAUGUAUGCAUUAAGCUGAAAUAAUGAUUUCAAUUAUUAGAUUAUGCAAUACAUAUCCAAAAUCAGACAUUCUAUCGUCAUAAAUUGAAAGAAUAAUAUUUUAUAUUUUUGAAAGAGCCUUAAAUGAUUAUCAUCCCUUUUGGGCAUUUUAAUUUAUUAAGGUCUAUCAAAUAUAAAAUAAUACUAAUUCUAUGUUUAAUAGAUAAGUUUUCUCUUUUGAAUAAGAAUUGAAUACAAAAAUCACUAAAGAGUUGGAUUAUAUUACAUAUGAUACUUAGAUUUUAGAAAUUAACUAAGAGUUAUAAUAAUCUAAAAUCUGGGGAAGAACCAAAUGGGAAUUGAAAUAAUAAUAAUUUGAAUAUUAAAAGAAAUUGGGAUCUUAAAUGUAAAUCAAUGAGGAAGAAGCAAAAUUGAUAGAAAAUUAUGAAAUAAAAAAUAAUGUUUAGGAUAUUAAAGAAGAAGUAGAAAAUAAAUUAUAAUAAAAUCAAGAAGAAUAAAAUUAGAAUCUUAAUGGAAUGAAUGAAGACUUUAAUAAAUAAGAUUUAAUUAAAGAUAAUGAAUCAGAUUCAUCAGAUUCAUCAUCUUCUUCAAAUGAAGAGAAUCAAAUUAAGAAUGAUAAACAAUAUAUGACUGUUUCAGCCAAUUUAGAAUAGAUAGCAUUCCAAGAUAGAAAAAAUAAAUUAAAUUUGGAAUAAAUAGAUAAAAUUAGAAAGAAAUCUAUUUAAUUUGAGAAAAUUUCAUUAUAAAUGAGUCAGGCUGGAAGAAGACUUUCUUUAUAGGCAGGUCUUAAUAUUAAAGAACUUAGUCCAACUUAUUUAGAAUUUAAACUUGAUUUAGAGAAAAAGGUUCUUCGUAAUAUAAAUGACAAUUCAAUUUUAAAAGUAGAUGAAAUGGAUUCUAUUAUCAAUCAAUGA